CUUCCUCACCUGGUAAUGGCGGAUCGGAGGAGAAAACCCUUUUGUUUGAUUUCUUACAGCUAAAACUAAUUCUUAGUAUUUCUAGUUAAUGUUCCGUUGAGGAUAUCCAUGGCUUCUCUCACACCUGGAACUCUCCAGAAGCUCUUACAAAACGCCGGUAAUAAAGACUUCAAGCCCGCCGGCGAACACCGCUCCCCUCUUCUUCAGGUGAUUAGCAUUGUGCCUUGCUUAGGAGACGAUCCAUGGAAGAGCAGGGGAUUUUUUCUGAGGGUUUCAGAUUCAUUACACUCAGCCUACGUUUCAGUGUCGGAAGAAGACGUGGAAUUGAUUCUUAGCGACAAUGUCCAAUUAGGGCAGUUUGUUCAUGUAUCUUGGGUGGAUUCAGGUUCCCCUGUUCCUGUGCUUCGUGGAAUAAAGCCGAUUCCGAAGAGAAGGCCCUGCGUCGGAGACCCUAAGGAUUUGAUUUCCAGUGAUUUUCUCAACGCCAAGAAGGUUGUCGAAACCGCCGGUAAUAAGACGGCGCCGAAAUCCGCCGGAAAAGUUAAGAAAGUUAGUGAGAAAAGUAGCAAUGUUAGAAGGCUUUCUUUCGGAAAUUCGAAGGUCGCCGGCGGCGAAGGGAGGAGGUUGAGCUUGGAUUUGGCGAGGAAGGGGUGGGAUUCGAGCCCGAUUCGCGACAAAAUUGGAGGGAAAAUCACGACGAGGAUCAAAUAUAAGGAUGAUUCGUCGAAUUCGGACAAUGUUGUGGCGAGGGCGGAGGAUUCGCCGAAGACCUUGCCUCUUAAGACCAAGAAUGUUAUUACAGCCUCGCCGAAGGUUCUAACAAAGCCGCCGGUGAGAAGUGUUCGAUCAUCAUCGGAUGACAACGAUCCUAUUCGUCUGAAUAAAGUGCUCGUGAAUUUGCCUGAAAGGAAGACGCAGUGGGAUGCGCUCCCGUCUAUGAUAUCUAACCUCGGGAAGGAAGUUGGAAGCUACAAGAAUCUCGCGUUCGCCUACGCAGCCAACGCUUUGGAGGAAGCGUCGAUUUAUGAAGCCGUCAUUCGAUGCAUGAGCACAUUUGCAGAGCUAUGCGAGUUGUCUAGGAAUCGCACUGCUGGUCCGCUCGUCAAACAGUUCCUUAAAGUAUACGAAAACAUAAAGACAACGUCUAAACACAUCUCGUCAAUGAUACAUUCAAAUCGAGACAUCUCUAGCGCGGGGAUCGUCGACAAUUCUACUCGUAAUAACACAACCGCAUCGCUGUGGAUCCGCGCAGCUGUCCAGACAGAGCUCUCGAAAUUCUCCUUGUACUCGAGAGGAGAUGACGAAAAGGGUCACUACAUCAUUGUCGAAAACAAUGCUCCGGAGGAAAGUCGGUUGUCCAAAUCCAAAAAUAUCGUAAAAAAGCCCGUCUCGAAGUUUAAGGAAACGUCGAGAGCAGAUUCCCGGCCCGUCAAUUGGGUGUCGGGUUCGGGACUAAAGCAGGCGGCGGAAUUAGCCGAAGCGCUAUUGUCGUCGUCCCGAUCGUGGUUCUUGGAUUACCUCGAGAAGUCUUUGAGCAACGGGUUCGGUUUGGGCAGGGACGACGGGUCGAGCGCCGGGAUCCUUCUCGGGCAGCUGAAGAGCGUGAAUCGAUGGUUGGACGAGGAAGGGAGCCGGGGGGAUGCGAGGAUCGGGAGGUUGAAGAAGAAGCUUUACGGGUUCUUACUCGACAGUAUGGCGGAGACUCCAGUGGCGGCGGCGAGCCGCCGGAGGUAGGUGGGUAAGUUAGUUAGAUUAAGUAGGAGAAUGCUAACUUAGGACAAGUUAUAACGUUGGUAGAUAUUGAUCCCACGUUUGGGCUGUUGGAAUUGAAUUAAUUAAUCUCUAGUAAUUAAUUCAUCUUUUGAAAUUUUUUGAGUUAAAAUAUGAACAAUUUAUCAUACAA
Messenger RNA from Andrographis paniculata, 1903 nucleotides. RefSeq lists its product as uncharacterized. The transcript has 5 exons. NCBI's taxonomy places the organism in Eukaryota, Viridiplantae, Streptophyta, Magnoliopsida, Lamiales, Acanthaceae. The record is from RefSeq and is a predicted model, not a curated record. Bases 109 to 1734 code for a protein of 541 amino acids.